UGUCAGCAUCAGCUGCUGUAAUCAGCCUACGCGUGUGGUGAUUCCCAGUGUUAGGGCUUAUCUCCCUUCCUCGGAACAUAUUUACAUCUUAACACAUCACAUCCAGACGUUGGGACAGAAACGGCAAUAGUCCAGCCGGAAACAUGUCUGUUGCGGGACUGAAGAAGCAAUUCCACAAGGCGACUCAGAAAGUGAGUGAAAAGGUUGGAGGAGCAGAGGGAACUAAAUUAGAUGAAGACUUUAUGGAAAUGGAAAAGAAAGUCGACACCACCACAAGGGCAGUGUUGGACAUUAUGACCAAGACAACAGAGUACCUGCAGCCCAAUCCAGCAACUCGUGCUAAGAUGAGUAUGAUGAGCUCCAUGUCUAAAAUCCGUGGAGGGGAUAAAGGUCCUGGCUACACACAGACUGAAGCUAUCCUGGGAGAGUCAAUGCAAAAGUUUGGCAGGGAGCUUGGCGAGGAAUCCAACUUUGGUCUGGCUUUGAUUGAAGUUGGAGAAGCCAUGCGAGAACUAGGUGAAGUUAAAGACGCUCUAGACAUGGAGGUCAAGCAGAACUUUAUUGAUCCCUUGCAGAAUAUGCAUGAAAAAGACUUAAAGGAGGUCCAGCACCAUCUGAAGAAGCUGGAGGGGCGACGGUUGGACUUUGACUAUAAGAAGAAAAGGCAAGGCAAAGUGACAGAUGAUGAGAUCAAACAGGCACUGGAGAAGUUUGAUGACACAAAGGAGAUUGCCGAACAAAGCAUGUUUAACAUUCUGGAGAGUGAUCAGAUCGAACAGGUCAGUCAGCUUUCUGCCCUGGUCCAGGCACAGGUGAACUAUCAUAGACAGGCUGCAGAGAUCCUUCAGCAGCUGUCCAGCAAGAUGGAGGACAGAAUAAGGGAAGCUUCCUGUAAGCCGAGAAGAGAGUAUGUUCCCAAACCUCGAACCUCCAUGGAUUUGAGUGAGAACCAUAAUGGGAAUAGUGGUCUCUGUGGACGCUCCAGGUCACCAGCUCCAAUGGACCAGCCUUGCUGUCGGGCACUAUAUGAUUUUGACCCUGAAAAUGAAGGUGAGCUAGGCUUCAAGGAAGGUGAUAUCAUCACCUUAACCAGCAAGAUUGACGACAAUUGGUAUGAAGGAAUGGUCAAUGGGCAAUCUGGUUUCUUCCCUGUUAACUAUGUAGAUAUCCUGGUAGCUUUGCCGCACUAAGUCCUAUGCAUGUACCCUAUUUAUGACCUGACCAAUCAAACCACUUCUUCGACAAGAGAACACAAACAGCACAAAAAGCUAUAUUGGGGCAUUUGUGCAUAUAAAAUAAACCAUGAAGAUUUGGGGUGCCCUUAUAUUAUAAAAAUAUUAUUCCUGAGUUGGAAUGCUGCCACUUUUGUUGUAGAUUUGUAUUUAUUUUUUUUGAGGUUGAUCAGACCUCUGCAUUGUCUGCUGCUAUACCUCCUGUAUGUUCUGACAUUUUCUAAUCUUAUUUUUGCCUGUUUCCAUUGGCAACAACAAACCAUGGGUUACUCACCCAUUUAUAAAAAAUGUCAGCAAUAAAAUAAAAUCACUCUUUCAGUAUUAAGCUGCAUAACGUUUAUUAAAGGGAUAGUUCACCCAAAAAUGAAAAUUCUGUCAUUUUCGCACCCUCAUUCGUGAGUUUCAAAUUUCAAACCUGUGGCUUGCUUUCUUCUGCAGAACACAAAUGAAGAUUUUUAGAAGAAUAUUUCAGCUCUGUAGCUCCAUACAAUGCAAGUGAAUGGUGACCAGAAAUUUGAAGCUCAAAAAAGCACAUAAAUGCAGCAUAAAAGUAAUCAAUAAGACUCCAGUGGUUUAAUCCAUGUCUUCAGAAGUGAUAUGAUAGGUGUGGGUGAGAAACAGAUCAAUAUUUAAGUCAUUUUUUUACUGUAAAUCUCCACUUUCACUUUCACAUUCUACUUUACGUUCUUCGUGCAUAUUGCUAUCUACUGGGUAGGGAGGAGAAUUUAUAGUAAUUCACUUGCAUUGUAUGGACCUACAGAGCUGAAAUAUUCGUCUAAAAAUCUUCAUUUGUGUUCUGCAGAAGAAAGAAAGUCAUACACAUCUGGGAUGGCAUGAGGGUGAGUAAAUGAUGAGAGAAUUGUCAUUUUUGGGUGCACUGUCCCUUUAAGGACACUGCACUUGAAGAAUACUAGUGUCGUAGCGAAAAAGGGACAUCAGUAUUAAACAGAAGCAAAAAUUCAAUAUUUUUGUUAAUUGCAAUAAUUGCAUGGACUCCAAUAAUCAAACGCUUUCACCUCUUUCCUGUUCCAAAAUGCAGGCCGAAGUUGGAAAAAAAUAUUUAAAAAAAUUAACAAAUACAAUUUAGCCAUUAAGUGGUGUUAGAUCUGACUAGAUGAGUAACAUUUAGCAACCCAAAGAAAAAAAAAAGUUGUGUGCAUAAUUUGUGUGUUGUCGCAGUGAAUCUCAUUCAUCUGUUAUGUAACAUUCUGUAUGGUCCAUGAAACCGGUAGAACUUUUCAAACGUUCCAUAGAAUGACUGACCACUGAAAGUCAAUCCUAAAAAUUAGUUUCACAAAGAAAAGUGUGUGUGCGUGAACAUAUAUAUGAUUGUAAAUAUGUAGCAAAUAGGUUGCUACAGUCUAAACCCAUAAAACUGUAAAUCAACUUCUGUUUCAUAUAUCUUUACCUUUGUGAAAAGAAGUGAAGUGUGUUAUUUCUGGUACCAAGUGGAACUGCAUAAUUACUGUUUCAAACAAGUUUCCCAAACACUCCUACAUACCCUUCUGUCCUGCCCCGUCUUCUGUCGUUCAUUAAACUCAUGCCAUUGAUUGAGCCAGUGUUGCUAUGUUCACUCAAACAGUCCAACAUGCCACAGAGCAGCAGAAAAUAUACACUAAUGGCUCGCUUCUAGUUGUAUCUGCACAUUAAACCGUGCCAGAAGAGAGUAUUUUACACAUCCCCUUUAAUGAUGUUUGAUUCAAGAAUAAGACAAAUUUUGUGAUUGUAAAUGAUGUGUAGUUUGACCUCAAAUGGACACCAACAACAGGUUAAAAGAGGUUUAGUUAAUGCAUUAUUUAUUAUUAUUACAUUUAAGAUCCCUUUUUUUAUUUAAACCCAGAAUAAUAACUUUUAUUGACAGAACAUUUCAUUAUAAAAAAUAAAAGUCACUUGUUUUGUUACCCUCAGUGAGGUCUGUACAGCCUUUGUGUUUUAUUUCCACCUUGUGUAAAAUCAUGUAACUUGUAGUACCAUGUGUUACAUUUGCAUCAUUGUUAAAGCAUAUAAAAAAAAUAGAUUUAAAAUAGACGUGUGAUAUUUAUUAUUGACUACUGGAUAUUAAGUGCUGUGGGAGCUUUUAGGCGUGAAGGCCGACAUAUCAACUCCCUAGCGUGAAUUUUGAAUGACUCAAUGCAUCUGAAUAAUAGGCUUGUACUGAGGAAGGAAACAAUGAACUACAGUAAAUAAAAGAGAUUAAUGGUG
Molecule: messenger RNA, 3434 nt
Organism: Myxocyprinus asiaticus (Chinese sucker)
Lineage: Eukaryota; Metazoa; Chordata; Actinopteri; Cypriniformes; Catostomidae
Gene: sh3gl2a
Product: SH3 domain containing GRB2 like 2a, endophilin A1
Exons: 9
Coding region: 144-1190 (348 amino acids)
Biological process (GO): synaptic vesicle uncoating
Cellular component (GO): cytoplasm; glutamatergic synapse; presynapse
Molecular function (GO): protein binding
Source: RefSeq, a predicted model, not a curated record